GUUUUAACAAAUAUGGUUAAUGCUAAAAAAGAUCUACUGUGCGACUACUGUGGCACCACCAAUGAACCCGGCAAGAUUUUGUCGUCCAAAAAGGCGUUUUACGGCAACAAACUUAGCGACAUUCUGCACGCCAUCACACAACGCCAUAUUCCACCCACUUCGGCCAUCAAGGUGUGCUUCAUUUGUUUCUUCAAAUUUGUGCAAUGCGAGCGCACAAUACAGGAGGCUCGGGAGUUUGUCGACAGAAAAAUGAGCGGCAACGCCGAAGAAGAAGAUGCAUUGGAUGAGGCGGAGGCAGAGGUGCCAAAAAUAAAGCAAAAGCCAAUGAAGAAGCGUAGUUUCUCCGUGCCUGGACUUGGGACCUUGGACCCGUCAAUGACGACGACUACGACGUCGUCGAAAAUCGUGGCACCAAAGCCCAAACGCUCUGUCGGGAAGGCUGCUGCUCCAGUGGGCGAGGCGAACGAUGAUAAUGAUAUUCAUCUAGAUGACUCCGUGUCACUGUUGCCGGCAAAACCGGCAAUCGACAAAAAAAACACCUCGGUGCUGGGUGUAUUCGGUAUAGCAGCCGAGAAUCCUGUCGAUUUGGAGGUUGAGGUGGUGGCGGAUAGCGAAUCGGAGGAGAAGGGACUAAUACCCGAAACAUUCGAGUGCAAGCAGUGCGACUUCAAAGAGAAGUACCCAAAGAAAAUGAAGCAACAUUACAUAGAAGUCCAUGGACAGCAUCGUCCUCGAAUUUACUUUUGCCCAAUGUGCACAAAAUCGUUCGGGGUUGCCAAAACCCUCAAGGAACACGCCAAGGCGAUCCAUGGCCUUGAAAUGGGUAAAGAAAAGAGCGGCGCGGGCAGGGCUAAGACUGUCGAGAAGGAAGUUCAGGUGGCGAAGGACGAAGUUCCGGCUGUAAAGAAAAGCAAAAAGACCGCUGUGAAACUGGUAAUGGAAAAGGCAGUAGAGAACGAGGCUGCAGCAGAAGAUGAUGGUGAAGAGCAUAUCGAAGUCAUAGAAGCAAAGAGCCCUUCUCCUAAGAAGCAGAGCGAUGUACAGCCCCAGACACCUAUUAAACACAAGUCUCCACAGAAGCUUCAAACUCCAGUCAAAUCGGUGCAGAACAAUGAUGAUCCAGAUACGCCUGGGCUGUCUGUCAUCCGAGCCUUGAACGAGCACAAGAAGAGGAAGGAUGUGACCAACACGGAGUACACAUUUGCCAUCAACGGGUCGAGUGCCUCGACGCCAAAGCCAAACGGCACGGCAAUGCUGAUCUGCAACAUUUGCGAAACGGAGCAGCCGUCCGUCAAGAUGAUGCAACGCCACAUGUCCGAGUCGCAUGGAAUUGAGAAACCAAAGAUAUUCAAGUGCCACAAAUGCGAAAAGUCGCUGGCCAGCAAACAGUCGCUGAACUAUCAUUUGAGCUCGCAUUUGGCCCAUCCCGAUGCAGAGGUGAAAACCAAACGGAAAAUACUACACAAGAAGGAACCUCCCCUCAAGCGAAAGGAGAGUUUUACAAGCAAAGAAGUGGAGGACGACACCGACGAUGUGGCUGAUGGGCCGCCGUCUUCUCCCCUCAACAAGAGCAAGAAGCUGUCGCUGACCUCCAAUGUUCUGGCAGUGUCCUCUCCCGCCAAGAAGAGCAAGAAGAUGUCUGAGACUGCCAACGCUGUGGCUGUGCCUUCACCCACGAAGAGCCAAAAGGAGCCUACGGUCUCGCUUGUCUCAGACGAAGAAAAAUGGGUUCUGCCGCGUCCCAAGAAGGCGAAGAAGGAAAAACAGUCAUCGGAGUCGGAGUCCGUCAACAUCUCGAAUAGCAACGAGCAGAAUGAAUCGCAGGCCUAUCCUCUCGAAGAUAUGUCCGAAGUCAACCACAAAGUCCAGCCCCACAAGCGUGAAAUGCUGUCCUCCACCUCCGAGUCCACCACCGCAGACGAGUCCGAGUUCAACUGCAGCCAGUGCCCGAAAACUACCAAAUCGCAGCGACGUCUCGAAUCGCACAUUACCAAAAUGCACGGCCAGUCGCUCAAGUGCACCCACUGCUUCAAGAAGUUCCACACUCGCCAGUCCUAUGUGGUGCACUUUGAUGAAUGCGAGGGGAACGAAGAAAACCCAGGACUGCCGUGCGGCGUACGCAAGUGCAAUAAGAGCUUUGAGGCUCUUAAAUUUUUGGAGGAGCACUUGAAGAAGCGCCAUCACUGGUAGACUGGAGACCUGAACAUAUUUGCGACCACAAUGAGGAGGGAGCACCCCACUUAAAUUUAAGAGAAGGCGCCACUUGUAAAUUCAAAAUGUACACGGAUGUACAUUAGAUGGCAUUUUUGGCACUAGCACGAGGAGGCUUUUCCACCGCUCCAACUUGACCUUUAUUUCUUGUUAAAUUUUUAAUUAAUUAAUUUUUAUUUUUUGGAAAAUAAAUGUAGACGAAAAGACAUUACACAAGAAGAGAAA
Drosophila persimilis is the source of this 2436-nucleotide messenger RNA. It is a transcript of the gene indra, whose product is annotated as zinc finger protein CG2199. NCBI's taxonomy places the organism in Eukaryota, Metazoa, Arthropoda, Insecta, Diptera, Drosophilidae. Bases 13 to 2190 code for a protein of 725 amino acids. The record is from RefSeq and is a predicted model, not a curated record. The transcript is spliced from 2 exons.